This is a messenger RNA of Paralichthys olivaceus (Japanese flounder), 1049 nucleotides long. The record is from RefSeq and is a predicted model, not a curated record. Lineage: Eukaryota; Metazoa; Chordata; Actinopteri; Pleuronectiformes; Paralichthyidae.
UCAGCUGAUGAUGUCACGUGACCCUGGCUAACGCGCAGCUAGCCGCCUAGCAUAACAGCUGGUGUAGCAGCCCAGCGGAGAGCGGCUGCGGCUAAAUGUGCGCGUCACCCCGCGGGUCUCAGUCGUGGGGAUCGCUAAGACAUGAGUGAAAACAGCUGGCGUGUGUUGCUUGGCUGCGUGUGAGCGAACAUGUCUCUCCGGUUGUGACCAAAGUGGCCAUGUAUCCUUUCAGCCGUGAGGCGGAGACCUCACUUCAGGACCUGGUUGAAUAUUUCAAGAGGUGCCUGCAGCAUGGAGAGUGGGAGCUGGCCAGUGCCUGUGUGCCACAGCUGGUCCGGUCAACGCACUCUGAAAACCUGCGGGACAUUAUCAAAGCUAUCGUCUGCCAUCCGUACAAGUUAAAAUGGAAGACUGUGGGCAGUCCACACAAACUGGCUUGGUUUUGGCUUCAGGUUUUGGAGAAAUGGACAGAGGAGAAGGUUUCUCCCAACAUCAGAAGAGAGUUGGAGUUUCUUCUGCUCCUGGAGGAACUGGGUUCAGAGGGCAUAACAGAGACUGUUCUCAAGGAGUUGCAUCAGGCCUACUUGAACAGUCAGCCGGACCAAAAGGCUGCAGAGGGUUCGACAUCAACACAUGCUGCUGUUGAGUCCUGCCUCCGAACCUUAUUGGAGAAGAAGAAGCCCAGACUGGCUCAGUCUUUAGCACAUUUCUUACAGGGCCAGUCUUCCACAGAGGACAACACCCUGCAGCACACGUUCAUCCAACACCUGAUGAAGAAACUGGCAAAACCAGAGACGAAGGUGGAGGAGAUAUAUGCAGUGUUGGCCGUGAUGCCGUGGAGCUCUGGUCGGAGCGGUGGGCAGUUUGAGGCUCUGUGUGAAGCGCUGUGGGCAGCCAGAGAGGGACCCCUGAAAGAGGAGAGGAUCCUGAGCUCGCUGCUCCGCCCUCAGUGCGACGCUCUCGUCUCUCUGUACUGCUCCACUGCUCUGAGGCUGCAGAGGGAUCAUCUGCUGAGGAGCACCCCUGACACACCAGAUUUAGACAUGUAG